This is a messenger RNA of Fragaria vesca subsp. vesca, 1814 nucleotides long. Its product is annotated as calcium-dependent protein kinase SK5-like. The coding region runs from base 151 to 1647 and encodes 498 amino acids. Gene Ontology annotation, molecular function: ATP binding; calcium/calmodulin-dependent protein kinase activity; calmodulin binding. Gene Ontology annotation, biological process: intracellular signal transduction; protein autophosphorylation; peptidyl-serine phosphorylation. Gene Ontology annotation, cellular component: nucleus; cytoplasm. The transcript has a single exon. The record is from RefSeq and is a predicted model, not a curated record. NCBI's taxonomy places the organism in Eukaryota, Viridiplantae, Streptophyta, Magnoliopsida, Rosales, Rosaceae.
GUGGGAAGAGAGUCAAGAGACUAGACAAAGACCCAAUCUUAGUCAAGAAAGGCUGCUGCAGGGUGAUAUUGGCUCUUUCUCUCUUGAUCUUGGGUCGUCGUCUUCCUUCCAUCACAAAACCCCAUCAUCUCCAGAUCUGUUGUUGCACCAAUGAAGAAAUCAAGCUCGGCCACACCAUCCAACCCCAAAUGGGUCCUACCCUACCAGACCCAAAACCUCACUGACCUCUACACUUUGGGCAAGAUCCUCGGCCAGGGUCAGUUUGGCACCACCUACCUCUGCACUGACAAGUCCACAGGCCUCGACUUCGCCUGCAAGUCCAUCCCAAAGCGCAAGCUCCUCUGCAAGGAGGACUAUGAGGACGUCUGGAGGGAGAUUCAGAUGAUGCACCAUUUGUCCGAGCACCCACAUGUUGUCAGAAUCCGAGGCACCUAUGAAGACCCUGGCUCGGUCCACUUGGUCAUGGAUCUCUGCAAAGGAGGAGAGCUCUUUGAUCGGAUUGUGAAAAAGGGUCAUUACAGCGAGAGAGAGGCUGCAAAGCUUAUUAAGACUAUUGUUGGGGUCGUGGAGACUUGUCAUUCUCUUGGGGUCAUGCACCGUGAUCUCAAGCCUGAGAAUUUCUUGUUCGACAACGAUGAGGAAGACUCUACUCUCAAAGCUACCGACUUCGGGCUUUCGGUUUUCUACAAGCCAGGUGAAGUCUUCUCUGAUGUUGUUGGUAGUCCUUACUAUGUUGCCCCUGAGGUGCUGUGCAAGCACUACGGGCCUGAGUCGGAUGUGUGGAGUGCAGGAGUGAUCUUGUAUAUUUUGUUAAGUGGGGUGCCUCCGUUUUGGGCUGAGACUGAGAUUGGGAUCUUCAGGCAGAUUCUGCAGUCAAGGUUGGAUUUUGAAUCCGAACCAUGGCCUGCGAUUUCCGACAGUGCCAAGGACUUGAUUGCCAAGAUGCUUGAGAGGAACCCAAGGAAGAGAAUCAGUGCUCAUCAGGUGCUUUGCCACCCUUGGAUCAUAGACGACACCAUUGCUCCGGAUAAGCCUCUGGAUUCGGCUGUGCUUUCGAGGUUGAAGCAGUUCUCUGCAAUGAACAAGCUGAAGAAGAUGGCGCUGAGGGUCAUCGCGGAGAGGCUGUCUGAGGAGGAGAUUGGAGGGCUGAGAGAGCUGUUCAAGAUGAUUGAUGCAGAUGAUAGUGGGAGCAUCACAUUUGAGGAGCUGAAGGAGGGUUUGAGGAAAGUUGGGUCUGAGCUAAUGGAGAGUGAGAUCAAGGAUCUAAUGGAGGCAGCUGACAUUGACAACAAUGGGACAAUUGACUAUGGUGAGUUCCUUGCAGCAACUGUGCACUUGAACAAGUUGGAGAGGGAGGAGAAUCUGAUGUCAGCAUUCUCAUUUUUCGACAAAGAUGGAAGCGGGUUCAUAACCAUUGAUGAGCUCACACAAGCCUGUGUGGAGUUUGGAUUGGGGGAGGUGCAUCUGGAGGAUAUGAUCAGAGAGAUUGAUCAGGACAAUGAUGGGCAGAUAGAUUAUGGAGAGUUUGCUGCAAUGAUGAGGAAGGGAAAUGGAGGCAUUGGAAGGAGAACUAUGACAAGAACUAUAAACUUGGGGGAUGCUUUUGGCCUAGGAGUGGAUACCAAUGGAGACCAACUAACUGAAUAGGGUUCACGUAGGAGUGGAACUUUUGGGAAUAUAACUUGGGCAGCUGUAAUAUGAAUGUCACAGGAUUGGUGUGAAUGGUUUUCGGAUUCAGAUCAUCUUGUAAGCCAAAAAAAAAUGUAGCUGGAAAUUGGAAUAACAUUCUUUGUUUCAUUUGAGGUCUGAACUUA